AUGGCUGUCAAGUAUUUUGCCAACCACAAUGAAAAGUGUACGUACUGACUUUUCCUGUUGCUGGUACUCAAAGAUAUCCUGUCUGGGCCUCAAAUAUCUGGCCUAUUAGGAUUCUCUUGGUGUUCCGACCAGCUAAUCACAUUAAUGUUGGCAAGUUGCCUGCUAAUGUCAAAGGUAUUCAGACUCGGAGUUGCAAUCAGGUUCAACUUUGUGUUAUUUUAUUUGUUAUGCGGCAUCAUUAUGGGCUUAGCUCCACUCCUGACUGUCAAUGAAAGCACUGGAAGGCUUGUGAUGAAGCUGGUUGGCUUGUUUCUAAUGAUAGUAUUACCAUUCACUGCAAAGUUUUGCACUGCUGAAACUCCAGGGCCUUACUGAGUUGGUGUGAAAGAUCUUAUCAUUAAAGGAAAGACUACCCCAUCUGUGAUGAUAUUCUACCCAAUGGAUAAGAAGGAGUACGAUCAGAAGAUAACAUCAGAUAGCAAUAAAUAUCCUGUCAUCAUUGAUGGAGAUAAAAGCAACCCCUCAAGAGUUGCUGGGCUCGGGCUAACUCAUGAUAUAUCCAGUGCCUCAAAGAUUGCCCUUUCUUUUGUUCCUUCUAAUUUUUGGGUUGCAGAGAGAUUGAUGGAUGAUGAGCAAGUAUUCAAUAUUGAAGCAGUUGUUGGUGGCAACUUACAUAAAGACUUUACCAGUAGAACCAAAAAGUUAACACCAGUAAUUUAUGGAGGAGGUUUGGCUGCAUCAAGAAUACAACCAACAAUUCUCUUUAGAUAUCUCGCAAGCUAUGGAUGAAUAGUUUACACCAUCAGUCACACUGAUGGAUCUAGUUGCUGCUACAAAGAUUUGCAUAAAGACCCUAAUAAAUUCGUACAGUACAACCACUUCUCAAUGCAAACUCACACUGACUCUUUCGGAAAGAAAUACACUCACGAAGAAUUCAGAAGAAUCAGUGUUGCAAACAGAGUCAAAGACAUCGAGACUGUCAUUGAAUACAUCAAAACUGAGUCCAUGCAAGAAUUCCAGAGUAUUGACAUGUCUAAGCUGACUGUGAUUGGUCACUCUCUAGGAGGAAUGACAAUGAUCGACAGCAGCCAUAAACUUCCAGACACCAUCAAAGCUUGUGUGGCGUUUGAUCCUCACUUGCUAGCUAGAAGACAAGAAAUUCUAGAAGGGUCACAGUUUUAUCUGAAACAGCCAACUUUGGUCAUCAACUCAGAACUGUUCAAAGACAGUCCAUUCCUGGCAGACUUUGACUCGAAAGCUUGAAUGGAUAAAUUCAAAACAUUAUGUGACUCUUCAAAGGAUACUGACUCCAACAAUAAGAAGCAGAACUUCUGGGUGAACUUGGAAGAUUCAGGUCAUCUGUCAUUCUUGGAUGUUUCUCAGUUUAGUCCAGGCCCUUUAGCCAUGACAAAGACCAUCGGGUCUCCUGACAAUGCAAGCUAUGUUAUGAACAAGAACCACAGCAUCGUGCUUGACUUCAUGAGCAGGAACAACUUAUUGCCAGUAGAAUUCGACAAUCCUUUCAAAAUAGAGCUUCCGACUUCAAGCUCUCAGGAAUAAUAUUCCAGAUGGCUAGUGGCUUGCAUAAUAUCCAGAUUCAACAAAAGGUUC
Moneuplotes crassus is the source of this 1611-nucleotide messenger RNA. The record is from the annotation of a GenBank genome assembly. Lineage: Eukaryota; Ciliophora; Spirotrichea; Euplotida; Euplotidae.